Oppiella nova is the source of this 735-nucleotide messenger RNA. The record is from the annotation of a GenBank genome assembly. NCBI's taxonomy places the organism in Eukaryota, Metazoa, Arthropoda, Arachnida, Sarcoptiformes, Oppiidae.
AUGAGUGAAACAAUGUUGUCGUUAAGGGCAUUAUUUUGUCCGACACUGACGUCGUUCAUAUCGGAUACCGGUGCUGAGGGUUCACUAAACAGCGGAUACGUUGCCGACGACCCGCCCCCUAAGUACGAGCCCCCGCCCUCCUACUCGACGGCCACCGCCCGCCAGUUGGUCCACCAGAUUAGGGGUCGACUCACACCCAGCGGUUCCAUACGUAUGAACUUCUUGAGCCGUACCAACCCUUUGACCAUCAACUCGGAUACCGUUCCCUCUAAUCACCAAAACUCGGCCAACGAUUCAAAAGGCUUUCACUCGACGGGCAAAGUGUUGUUCGUGUCGGCGGUCAUACCUAUCGCCGGUAUAUUUGUCAUAUACUUCUUGGACUACUGUAUCGGAUCUCUUUGGUGGUUAACACUGCUGUACCUAUUGCUCCAGAUAUCGGUGCUCAUCAUCCGAGGUCGUCCCGAGGGCACUGAAAAUCUAGUCUCGAUGCUGGCCAGGGAUGAGAGCACCCGGAGUUGGCUACUGCCAAUACUGACCUUCCAGUGGAACCUGAUUAUGCCGAUCGCCACAAUGAUACUGUCGAUCGCGUUCAACCGUUCCCAUAGCGCCAGUGGCCUGACGUGGACCCAAGCGGUCACUUUCUACCCGUAUUGGCCCGAUUGGACCAAAUCCCUGUCCACUGUGUUUCAGAUCACACCACUGUUUCUGGUAUUCUUCGUGGGAUCCGUUCAACUC